Molecule: messenger RNA, 468 nt
Organism: Lodderomyces theae
Lineage: Eukaryota; Fungi; Ascomycota; Pichiomycetes; Serinales; Debaryomycetaceae
Gene: COX4
Product: cytochrome c oxidase subunit IV
Exons: 1
Coding region: 1-468 (155 amino acids)
Biological process (GO): mitochondrial electron transport, cytochrome c to oxygen
Cellular component (GO): mitochondrial envelope
Source: RefSeq, a predicted model, not a curated record
AUGCUUUCACGCUCAUUGAGAAUUGCUAGCCAAAGAAGAUUUUUAUCCACUAGCAGAAUCUUGGCCAACAAGGCUACCCCCAACACCACCACUGAUGUCAAGACUGCUCAAGAUUUGGCUGAAGUUACUGGCCCAGCAUCAUUGAUUGGUCCUGGUGCCAAGCCAGGUACCAUCCCCACCGAUUGGGACCAGUCCACUGGUUUACAAAGAUUGGAACUUUUGGGUAAGAGAGAAGGUGUUGAUGUUUUCGACAUGGAAAUGCCAAUCACUGAAGGUAAAGGAACCAUGGCUGAUCCAUUCUUGGUUCCAACUUAUAUCGGAUACAGAUAUGUUGGAUGUAAAGGUACUGCCGAUGAAGCACACAAGCCAUACUGGAUGAAGGUUGAGGAAGGAAAAGUAGCAAGAUGCUGGCAAUGCGGAACUGUUUUGAAAGCCAAGUACUUGGGUGAACCAGGAAUGGCUCAUUAA